AUGUCUGCCAGUUCGUUCAAUGACACGACGGCUGGACAAUUUAUAUUGAGACUCUUGUCCAUCCAAACAUUACAACCAUCUCAAGAAGUUCUUGCAAUACUUGUAUAUUGUAUACACAGCGGUACAGCAACUACUGCUACUAAAUGUCGAUGUACAAAAGACUUCAAACCAGUUUGCGGUAGCGACGGAGUUACGUAUGCCAAUGAAUGCCUUUUCAAUUGUACAAGAGAUUAUGAAAAAAAUAGAAAAACGGAAUUAAUAUUCAUCAAUUAUCAAGGAAAAUGUAAAGAAUCUUGUUUUUGCACAGAUGACUACAAUCCAAUUUGUGGCAGUGACGGGAAAACAUAUUCCAACAAAUGUCAACUAGGAUGUGAAAACAAAAAAAUGCUUAGAGACAACCAAACACUUAUAGAAAUAGUUCUUGAAGAUAUAUGUCCUGAACAGUGUACUUGCCCAUUGUUUAAGGCUCCCGUAUGUGGUGAAGAUGGUCAAACUUAUCCUAGUCAAUGUCAACUUGAUUGCGAUAACAAACAACGAAAGUUGAAAGGAUUACCAAUCAUCGUCACAAAAAGUAAAGGUAAAUGUCCUGAAAUAAAUGUUUGCCCUGCAAAUUAUGCACCUGUUUGCGGCUCAGAUAAUAUAACAUACUCAAAUGAAUGUGUACUCGAAAAUGCCAGUAGGGACAAUGUUAAAAAAAAUCUUCCACCAAUUAGUGUCAUAAGUCAAGGAGAAUGUUCAGCAACUUGCGUUUGUCCACAAAUCUAUCAGCCAGUAUGUGGCAGUGACGGGAAAACAUAUCCUAAUAAAUGCAAUUUACAAUGUUCCAAUAAAAUUCAAAAUGGUCAACAGCCUGUCAUUGUAGCAAGCGAAGGUGAAUGUGCAAUAAGCUGUGUUUGUCCUAGAAUUUAUGAUCCCAUUUGCGGAAAUGAUGGAAAAACUUAUGCAAAUGAAUGUGAAUUAAUAUGCGAAAGUAAAAAACGUGAGCGAAAAGGAGAAACACCGAUCACUGUGAAAAGUGAAGGGGAAUGUCCUGUUCCUUGUAUUUGUAACAAAAUAUAUAAACCUGUUUGCGGCAGUGACGGCCAAACAUAUUCAAAUGCGUGCCUUUUAGGUUGUGAAAAUAAAACUUUGGUCAACGAAGGAAAACCACCAAUCAAGGUAGUAAGUGAAGGAAAAUGUGUAGAGAGUUGUAUUUGCCCCGCGAUUUACAAGCCUGUCUGUGGCAGUGAUGGAAAAACAUACUCUAGUCCUUGUGAUCUUGGUUGUGUCAAUAAGGAACGAGAGAGUAACAAUCAAACUCCCAUCAAAGUUAUAAAUGAAGGAGAAUGUAAAGAAGAUUGCGCCUGUUUGGCAAUUUUUGACCCUGUCUGCGGUAGUGAUGGAAAAACCUAUUCGAACGAUUGUCAACUUGGAUGUGAAAAUAAAAAAAGAAGCAAAAAUUGUGAACCAUUGUUAGACAUCGUAAGCAAGGGCGAAUGCCCUUCACCUUGUAUUUGCACUCUUAUAUACGCUCCAGUAUGUGGCAGUGACGGUAAAACAUAUCCUAAUAAAUGCAAUUUAGAAUGUUCCAAUAAAAUUCAAAAUGGUCAACAACCUGUCAUUGUAGCAAGCGAAGGUGAAUGUGAAAUAAGCUGUGUUUGUCCUGCAAUUUACGAUCCUGUUUGCGGAAACGAUGGAAACACCUACUCUAGUAGUUGUAAUUUAGUAUGUAUUAAUAAACAAAGAGAAAAGGAAAACAAACCACCUAUUCUAGAGUCUAAUAAGGGGGAAUGUCUAGACUCAUGCAUUUGCCCAGCAGUCAUUCAACUAGUAUGUGGAAGUGAUGGAAUAACUUAUGCAAAUGAAUGUGAAUUAAUAUGCGAAAGUAAAAAACGUGAGCGAAAAGGAGAAACACCGAUCACUGUGAAAAGUGAAGGGGAAUGUCCUGUUCCUUGUAUUUGUAACAAAAUAUAUAAACCUGUUUGCGGCAGUGACGGCCAAACAUAUUCAAAUGCGUGCCUUUUAGGUUGUGAAAAUAAAACAUUGGUCAAUGAAGGAAAACCACCAAUCAAGAUAGUAAGUGAAGGAAAAUGUGUAGAGAGUUGUAUUUGUCCCACGAUUUACAAACCUGUCUGUGGCAGUGAUGGAAAAACAUACUCUAGUCCUUGUAAUCUUGACUGUGUCAAUAAGGAACGAGAGAGUAACAAUCAAACUCUCAUCAAAGUAAUAAAUGAAGGAGAAUGUAAAGAAGAUUGCGCCUGUUUGGAAAUUUAUGACCCUGUGUGCGGUAGUGAUGGAAAAACCUAUUCGAACGAUUGUCAACUUGGAUGUGAAAAUAAAAGAAGAAUCAAAAAUUGUGAACCAUCGUUAGACAUCAUAAGCAAGGGCGAAUGCCCUUCACCUUGUAUUUGCACUCUUAUAUACGCUCCAGUAUGUGGCAGUGACGGUAAAACAUAUCCUAAUAAAUGCAAUUUAGAAUGUUCCAAUAAAAUUCAAAAUGGUCAACAACCUGUCAUUGUAGCAAGUGAAGGUGAAUGUGAAAUAAGCUGUGUUUGUCCUGCAAUUUACGAUCCUGUUUGCGGAAACGAUGGAAACACCUACUCUAGUAGUUGUAAUUUAGUAUGUAUUAAUAAACAAAGAGAAAAGGAAAACAAACCACCUAUUCUAGAGUCUAAUAAGGGGGAAUGUCUAGACUCAUGCAUUUGCCCAGCAGUCAUUCAACUGGUAUGUGGAAGUGAUGGAAAAACUUAUGCAAAUGAAUGUGAAUUAAUAUGCGAAAGUAAAAAACGUGAGCGAAAAGGAGAAACACCGAUCACUGUGAAAAGUGAAGGGGAAUGUCCUGUUCCUUGUAUUUGUAACAAAAUAUAUAAACCUGUUUGCGGCAGUGACGGCCAAACAUAUUCAAAUGCGUGCCUUUUAGGUUGUGAAAAUAAAACAUUGGUCAAUGAAGGAAAACCACCAAUCAAGUUAGUAAGUGAAGGAAAAUGUGUAGAGAGUUGUAUUUGCCCCGCGAUUUACACGCCUGUCUGUGGCAGUGAUGGAAAAACAUACUCUAGUCCUUGUAAUCUUGGUUGUGUCAAUAAGGAACGAGAGAGUAACAAUCAAACUCCUAUCAAAGUAAUAAAUGAAGGAGAAUGUAAAGAAGAUUGCGCCUGCUUGGAAAUUUAUGACCCUGUGUGCGGUAGUGAUGGAAAAACCUAUUCGAACGAUUGUCAACUUGGAUGUGAAAAUAAAAGAAGAAUCAAAAAUUGUGAACCAUCGUUAGACAUCAUAAGCAAGGGCGAAUGCCCUUCACCUUGUAUUUGCACUCUUAUAUACGCUCCAGUAUGUGGCAGUGACGGUAAAACAUAUCCUAAUAAAUGCAAUUUAGAAUGCUUUAAUAAAGAAAAUAUACAGUCUGGCCAAGAACCUAUUACAAUAACUAGUGAAGGUGAAUGUCUUGAACAAUGUAUUUGUCCAACAAUAUACGAUCCUAUUUGUGGUAGUGAUGGAAAAUCAUAUCUCAACUCUUGUGACCUCGAUUGCGCCAAUAAAGAAAGAGAUAAAAAUGAUUUACCAAGAAUUACAAAAAUAAGAAAUGGAGAAUGCGCUGAAGUAUGUAUUUGUCCAUAUAUUUUCCUUCCAGUAUGUGGCACAGAUGGCGUAACAUAUCCUAAUAAGUGUUCUUUAGACUGUAAAAAUAAAGAAAAUGUUCAGAAUAAUUUACCUAUUUUCAUUGCAUACGAAGGUGAAUGUAUAGAUUACUGUUAUUGCACUGAUAAUUAUCAGCCAGUGUGUGGGAAUGACAACCAAACGUAUGGUAAUAAAUGCGAACUAGAUUGCGUAAAUAAGAAACGUGAGCAAAAUUGUGAAGCACCAAUUGAUAUUAUUAGUGAAGGAGAGUGUGAUGUGUGUUCAGAAGAUAGCAUAUGUACAACCAUUUAUGAACCUGUAUGUGGAAGUGAUGGAAAUACAUACUCCAAUGAAUGUAAAUUUAACUGCGCGAAUUUAAAGCUAUUACAAAAUCAUCAACAACCAAUUUCUGUAGUAUUUAAAGGAGAAUGUGAGGAGACAUGUUUGUGUAAAACAGAUAUUGAUCCAGUAUGUGGUAGUGAUGGUCAAAGUUACCCUAAUGAAUGUUAUUUACUAUGUGAAAGCAGAAGCCUCCAGCAAGAAGGUUUAUCACCUUUAGAGGUUACAUAUAAAGGUCUUUGUGAAGAACCAUGUGACUGCUAUAAGACUAUAAUUCCAGUUUGCGGUACAAAUAAUAAAUCAUAUCGAAACUCUUGUUACUUAAAAUGUGCAAACAAUAAUCGAAGAUCAAAUAAUACUUAUAUUCAAAUUCAACACCCUGGAGGUUGUCAAAAUUGCAACUGCCCCUUUGAUUAUAAACCUAUUUGUGCAAGCGACGGUAACACUUACAGUAAUAUUUGCCAAUUAAACUGUGAGAAUAAACGAUUAGCAAAUUUCGGUAGGCCACCACUCUAUGUAAUAUAUAAUGGGGAAUGCGAGAGAUGCAUUUGUCCCGAUGUAAGUGAACCUAUUUGUGCUAGUGACGGAAAUACUUAUAAUAACAAAUGUGAACUAGAUUGCGAAAACAAAAUCCGUGCAAAAGAAAAUGACAGUCCUCUAUCAACUCUAUAUGAUGGUAAAUGUCGCGACUGCGAAUAUGAUUGCCAAUCCUGUCCACGCCUUUACCAACCCCUGUGUGGGGAUGAUGAAAAUACCUAUUGGAACAGAUGUUCGCUGGAGUGCAGUAAUCAAUUCAAGUAUAGCCAGAACAUACCUUUUGUUCAAAUAAGGGCCCUCGCUACCUUAGCGGUUCUACUUGUACCGCCAUCAUCAAGUGGUGCAUCAAAAGGUAUUUUAAUAGUGAAAAAAACGGUCUACGAACCAACAACCGUAUGUCCUUGCGAAUAUGAAUUCAACCCAGUGUGCGGCUCUGAUGGAGUCACUUACAGCAACCAAUGUUUACUCAGCUGUAUUAACGACGAACGCCAGACUCGAGGGCUAACUCCAGUCGUCGAGAUGAAUGAUCAUAGCCAGUGCACCAAUUGUACCUGUCUAAAUGUAGAUGUACCAGUAUGUGCAAUAGAUGGUGUAACGUAUCCUAAUGAAUGUGAACUGUACUGUGAAAAUCAGAGACGUAUACUACAAAAGAAACCUAUACUUAAUCUUGCAUAUAGAAGUACUUGCAUUGGACCUCCUUGUUCAUAUUGCCCGACAACUGCGGCCCCUGUCUGUGGUACCGAUAAUAUUUUGUACAGAAAUCAAUGUGUUCUCGAUUGUGCUAAUACAAACUCCAUAAAUGGUGGAUUCCCACAAGGUAUAUCAUUAAAGAAUUAUGGAUCUUGCUUAGACGGAUGCAUUUGUCCAAAAAAACUGGAACCAGUAUGUGCGAGUGAUGGCAAUGUAUACGACAACUUGUGUUAUUUAGAGUGUGAAAACAGAAAACAUACUUAUUCUAAAUAUGCUAAGAUUACAGUGGCUAAUAGAAAUAUAUGCGCUAAUUGUGAAUGUCCACCUUACAUAGAACCAGUGUGUGGUAGCGACGGACUAAUGGAACCGAGGACCUUUCAAAAUACUUGCGCGCUUGACUGUAUGGUGAAACGUUCUAAUAAUCCAUACUUAAAAGUUAUUAGUAAAGGUCCCUGUCCAAAAUGUUUCUGUACAGGAGUAACCUCUCUAGUUUGCGGAACAAAUCACAAAACUUAUAGAAAUGAAUGCGAACUUCGUUGUGCCAGUGAUAACGUUCCAAAAGGUAAAAAUCCUAUUAGUAUCUUCCAUGGUGGUGCGUGCCAAGAAGUGGAAUGUGUCUGCCAUCAUUGUUCUGAUGAGUACAUCCCGUUGUGUGGUAGCGACGGCAGAACAUAUUGGAACCUCUGUUGGCUGAACUGUAGCAACGGCUGCAGGGAAAGAGACGGUGUGGCUCAAAUCACCGUAGACAGACAAGGCUCCACUCGUCGUAUCGUCUCCGGAGUGAACACGUCCAUCGCCGCUGUUCCAUGGCAGGUCUCCUUAAGGGAAAAGACGUACCCGAUUUGUGGGGGGUCGGUUGUAACUGCUACUUGGCUGCUCACUGCCGCGCACUGCUUGUUACGACCAAGAGCAAGCGAACUCAGCGUACGCCUCGGCUCUUCAUGGAAAACUCAUGGAGGUGAAAUGUAUGACGUUAAAGAAACAUACGUACACCCACACUACAUCAGGAAUACUAAAGCAAACGACGUGGGGCUGAUCAAGUUAUACUCGCCUUUGAGAUUCUCAGCCAGAGUGCUUCCCAUCGGCAUAGUGGCUAAAAAGAGCCGUCUGCCCGCGAAUCAAGCUGCGAUUGUGUCUGGAUGGGGAAAAUUAAGCGAAGGCGGGCCUAGCGCUACAUUUUUACAGUCUUCAACAAUUAAGACGAUUGCUAUGAAACUGUGUCGUCAUUCCGGCCUCGAUAGAAACUCAAUCAAUCCAGCUUCAAUGUUUUGUGCUGGAUCUUUCAGUCAACCUUCGCCUGAUGCUUGCCAGGGUGACAGCGGCGGCCCUAUAGUGAGCGAAGGCGUCCUCAUAGGAGUAGUGUCGUGGGGACUCGGUUGCGCUCGAGGCAAUUUUCCCGGAGUCUACACGCGACUCUCCAAUCCUGUUAUAUGGGAAUGGAUACAUGGACAUAUUGCUAAGCAAAUCAGUAAUAAUACAACAAUUGAAAAU
Messenger RNA from Brenthis ino (lesser marbled fritillary), 6648 nucleotides. The record is from the annotation of a GenBank genome assembly. Lineage: Eukaryota; Metazoa; Arthropoda; Insecta; Lepidoptera; Nymphalidae.